Molecule: messenger RNA, 1686 nt
Organism: Aspergillus sclerotioniger CBS 115572
Lineage: Eukaryota; Fungi; Ascomycota; Eurotiomycetes; Eurotiales; Aspergillaceae
Exons: 1
Coding region: 1-1686 (561 amino acids)
Source: RefSeq, a predicted model, not a curated record
AUGAGAUUCCGUCUCUGGGGAGAAAGUCAAGGGCUCGGUAGCUCCCCCCGCAAGCCCUCGAAAAAUAGCACCAUUUAUCUCCCAGAGGUACAAGACUUGAUCUUUCAAAGGCUGGGACACGUAAUUCAGCUGUUCGAGAAGCAAUUUCACACCAUCGACGCGCAGGUGGUCUCGCACAAGCCCAAGAUCUGCCGGUCAGACAAUGUUACCCCUCUGACCUUAUCGAUCGUCUUGGAUGCCAAACGCAAUCUGGAGCAUCUGAUUGCAGAGGCGGAUUCACGAACCAGAAUUCUCACCAAGUCUCUCUGGUCAACGCAGAAGGAGUCGGAUUUGCUUGCUAUAGUAACGGAUCUGAUGGCUGUGAAUAAUGAUCUGGGGCGUCUGAUACUACCGAACGAAGCCGAUGCUCUCGCUCACAGCCUGACUGGAGAAAUGCUCAGUGCCACACCGAACCUACCACCGUUGUAUGAGUAUUCAUUCGGCCCGUGCAGCUCCAAGACAACUGAGAUCAUUCGGCUGCGUCAGCUGGACAAAGUGUGCUUCCCCAAGGCACCUGACCCAAAGGUUCAGGCAAUUUUCGACGCUGCAUCCGCGCACUGGAACAUUCCCAUCUCAGCAUUGGAUAAAUGUAUUGAUGGGAUCGACGUCAAGAAUAUUGCAUCUUUUGACGGCAAGAUUUGGGAUGGAUCGGAUGUGCGAUCCUCCUAUAUUUACACCCCCCCGGGCGAUGACCCCAAGCAGAUCGUGUUGGUUGAAUGGCACCUUCAAGCUGAAUGCCUCAUCAGCCACGCGCUCGCGAAACGGUGCCAACAUCUGGCGAGUCUUCUCCAUCGUACCGCGGCAGCAGAUGACGACUUCCGCGUUCUACUCUGUCUGGGCUCUAUCCUGACCAAAGCCUGGCACGACGGAAAGCAGUAUCCCCUGGUGGGCAUAGUUUACGAGAAGCCCCAGGAUGCGACCUUUUCGACCCGGACACUCACUCUCGCAGAGGCCCUGCGUAAUGGCUCUGUGCCAAAUCUGAAUGAACGGUUUCGUCUCGCCCAGCAGAUUUCCCUCGGAGUUUACCAACUACACUGUGCGGGCUGGAUCCACCGCCGGCUCUCUGGCAACAAUAUUCUGAUCUUCAGUCGGUCUGAUGGGAAGUACGACGUGACCCGACCGUACAUUGGUGGCUGGCAGUAUGUCCGAUCGGAUUUUGACCCUGCGAGCAAGUCCGAGUGGAAUGUUGUAAGCUGUCCGCACGUGCUGGAUUCGGCAGCGUACAUUCAUCCGGACCGGCUGAAGGAGGACGCGAAUAUUGCGCAGCUGCAGAAGAUUGAUGAUAUCUACAGCCUAGGGGUACUUCUCAUCGAGAUUGCCGUGUGGAACGGAGCGCAGUGCGUGGCUGAUCCGAAGAAAGCGAUGGUUACGGGCAGGGAGUGUAGAUUGAGCAAUCAUCGGCAGUGGUGCCAGGCGUUGUGGGAGACGUCCAAAAACGGAAUUGGAGCGAUAAUGGGGGCCUACUAUUGCACGGCCGUGGCGAGCUGCUUGGGAAGACUGGACUAUACAGAUGAGAAUGAUGAGAGCCUAGAUGAGAAUAUCCAGAAUGGAAAUGACCUAGAGGAGGGUAUUGAAAAGUGGUUCUUCUACCGGGUCGUUGACAAGUUGAGAGAGAUGCCAAUGGAUGCCAAUGUUAGAGUAGAAUAA